CGGGGCCGGAAAGGCAGGAGGAAGUGCGGGCCCGAGAUCCGCCUCGGCUGUGCGGAGGCUGCAGGGCUGCCCGCCAUGGCCGCAGCGGACCCGGGCGCGGGGUCCGCGCCCCUCGCGCCCUCCACGUCCUCCCUGCCCCUGGCCGCGCUCAACGUGCGGGUGCGGCGCCGCCUGUCGCUGUUCCUGAACGUGCGCACGCAGGUGGCGGCCGACUGGAGCGCGCUGGCCGAGGAGAUGGGCUUCGAGUAUCUGGAGAUCCGGCAGCUGGAGACGCACGCCGACCCCACGGGCAAACUGCUGGACGCCUGGCAGGGCCGCCCCGGCGCCUCGGUGGGCGGGCUGCUCGGGCUGCUCGCCAAGCUGGGCCGCGACGACGUGCUGCUGGAGCUGGGGCCCAGCAUCGAGGAGGAUUGCCAAAAGUACAUUCUGAAGCAGCAGCAGGAGGAGUCGGAGAAGCCCUUACAGGUGGCCGCUGUGGACAGCAGCGUCCCCCGGACAGCAGAGCUGGCGGGCAUCACCACGCUCGACGACCCCCUGGGGCAAAUGCCGGAGCGCUUUGAUGCCUUUAUCUGCUACUGCUCCAGCGACAUCCAGUUUGUACAAGAGAUGAUCCAGCAGCUGGAACAGACAAACUACCGGCUGAAGUUGUGUGUGUCCGACAGGGACGUCCUGCCUGGCACCUGUGUCUGGUCUAUUGCCAGUGAGCUCAUUGAGAAGAGGUGCCGCCGGAUGGUGGUAGUUGUCUCCGAUGAUUACCUGCAAAGCAAGGAAUGUGACUUCCAGACUAAGUUUGCACUCAGCCUCUCUCCAGGCGCCCAUCAGAAGCGACUGAUCCCCGUCAAGUACAAGGCAAUGAAGAAAGAGUUCCCGAGCAUCCUGCGGUUCAUCACCGUCUGUGACUACACCAACCCCUGCACCAAGUCCUGGUUCUGGACUCGCCUUGCCAAAGCCCUGGCCCUGCCCUGAAGACUGCCCUGGUACCCGGGGUGUACGUGUGUCCGUCUGCCUGUACAUGCACUUCUGCCCCUGCCUCCCCCUGCGAUUGUAGGGGGAUUCCUUGAGAUGCCAGCUCCGCAGGCCCAUCUGCAGCCACUGUACGCUCCUGGACAUCACACCGCAUGUCCUGCGUGGAACCAGCGGCUGCCAGGGGAUGUGCCAGCUGGGACUAACGGGCGCCAUCUCUGACCCAUCCGCACACCUUAGACCUCAGUUUCUCCGCCUGGUAACUCAGUAGGGUGGGGAGAACAGGCAGUCACUAUGUUCGAAUCGCUGUGGGAAAUGGUGGGGCCUUGUUCUGGGUCUCCUGGGGCAGCCAGAUCUUGGCUGGGAGAGAGCUGGCUGCUGGGGCCAUUUGCUGGUUACUGCCAGGGCAGUUGCUUCCACAAUGGUGCCUACUCGUUGCCCGCCUCACACCCCACUUCCUCCUGCCUCACGGGGUAGAUACGGGCCUAGCACAGAGAUCCCGCCUUUGAGCCCGAUUCCCCCGUGGGUUCACCUCUCUCUGCCUCUUGGAUUCCUCGCAGCCUCUUGCCACCUUCAGUGUGACAAGUCCUCUGAGCGGUUAGGGCUGCUUUCACGUCAACCCAUCGAGGCGCCUGUGGUCACACGCCCACCUCCGCCGGACCACCAUGGUGGGAGGAGCAAGGAACCUUCCUCCCGGGGCCGCCCACAGAGAGCCUGCCCACCAGCCUUUUGUACCUUGAUUGCCUUACGGAGUUGCUUGCGGGGACCAGUUUACAAACCAUGGCCACCGAAGAGCCUCCUGCCCCAGAGCUUGUGGGCACAUGGACAUACACACAUAUACACACACAUGCAAACACACACAUCAUUUCCCCCACUUCAUUGAAACCAGCCUCUAAACAGGACCAAAUAUGCCAGUAUUUACGCCCUCAGAGAAGCACAGAGCAGGGGAGAGAGCUGCUUGAACUCACGCAGCAAGCCAGCAGCAGACGGCUGUUUUCCUUCUCCCUCUCCAGGGACUUUGUACGUCAGUUAAUCUUAAGCUCUCCUUUGGGGAGAAAAUACCAUGGUCUCAGGUCUCUGUCCCAGAGCAGAUCCCAGGACCCUAAGUCUGAUAGAAAAUGCGUGUCUUUGUUCCACCUCCAGCAUGGCUGGUGUGGGGUACCUUCCCUUGGGGUCUGGGGAGGGCCUGAGGGCCCCUCUCUGCACGAUCAUGAUGAAGCACUUGGCUCCAUGCACCUGUCCCCGCUUUGAUACUGGGGAGUAUUUUUUUAAAGAUUUCCAGGAAGUAGUUCACACCUAUUUUGUAUGCGUUGCGAGAAGUUCAAAGAGAGCUGAGAAAUGUCUGUGUCAUUUCUCCUGUAUCCUGGGUUUAUAAUAAAGAGUUUUCUAUUUUGGGAA
Eptesicus fuscus (big brown bat) is the source of this 2361-nucleotide messenger RNA. RefSeq names its product MYD88 innate immune signal transduction adaptor (gene MYD88). Gene Ontology annotation, biological process: Toll signaling pathway; positive regulation of canonical NF-kappaB signal transduction; innate immune response. Bases 76 to 966 code for a protein of 296 amino acids. Gene Ontology annotation, cellular component: plasma membrane. The record is from RefSeq and is a predicted model, not a curated record. The transcript is spliced from 5 exons. NCBI's taxonomy places the organism in Eukaryota, Metazoa, Chordata, Mammalia, Chiroptera, Vespertilionidae. Gene Ontology annotation, molecular function: TIR domain binding; Toll-like receptor binding.